AUGGAGCUACUGAUGUGGCUGCUGAUGUGGUUGCCAAUUGGCGGUGAUGCGAUUGUAAAUCCAUCGAAUGAGACGGCCAAUAUGGUUAUCUAUAUGCUGCCCGCCAAGGAUGUGGGACAGCAUACAUGGCAGGUGGGCGUCGAUUGUCUGGACAGCUUUGCCCAAAUCUUCUUCUAUCGCAAUCCCUUGGAGCGCUACACACGUGCCUACAAUCUGAUGACAACCCACGUGUUCAACAUGUCCCUGCCCGCGGCUCAAAUUCAGCUCGGUUUCAGCCGGCGCAUCAAUGAGGCCAUCAGCGAUCCGGAAAUGCCACCGGAAAGAGAGUUCUAUCAACUUCGCGUCAUCUCGGAUCAUGUGAAGAUUCCGAAGAUUUUUGGCGAACUGCUUCUGGCGGAUAACUACAUCAUUGUUGUGGACAGCGUGGAACGUUUGCACAAACUGAUGAGGGAUUAUGUUAGCAAGAGUCGCUCCUGGAAUCCAGGUGCCCGUUUCCUGGUGCUCUUUCACAAUGCCCUGUUACGGGACAAGCCCUGGACGAUUGCCUCAAAGAUCUUCAACGAUCUGAUGACCAAUUUCUAUGUGCAUCGUGUGGCACUGCUCUAUGCCAACUCCUCCACGGAUUACAAUAUCCUGGUCAAUGAUUACUACAGCAAUGUCGACUGUCGCAUUCUCAGCGUGCAAAGUGUGGGUCAAUGCCAGAAUGGUGAACUCCAUCCAACUCCCCAUGCCGUCCAUCUCGCCAUGUUGGAUUACAUUAGUGGUUUCAGUCCCAGGAACUGCACUUUCUACGUCUGCGCCUCCAUUGCGGCUCCUUUUGUGGAGGAGGAUUGCGUCUUGGGACUCGAGAUGAGAAUAUUGGGAUUCAUGCGCAAUCGAUUGCAAUUUAUGACCAAUCAAACAUGCUCCAGAGAUACUCGUGGAGAGGACCAAGGGGAUGGCAAUUGGAAUGGUCUGCUGGGCAAGCUAUCGGACGGAGAGUGCGACUUUAUUAUGGGCGGCUUCUAUCCGGAUAAUGAGGUUACCGAUUACUUCUGGGGAUCGGAUUGUUAUCUCCAGGAUGCUCACACCUGGUUCGCACAGCUCGCGGAUCGUCGUCCCGCCUGGCAGGCCAUGGUUGGCAUCUUUGCGCUAAGCACUUGGAUCAGCUUUUUGCUGGUGCUCGUGCUGAGCUGGCUCUUUUGGUAUGCACUGGUCAGGAUCUUGCCGGAGCCGCAAUACUUUCAACAGCUCAGUUUGACUGGGAUUAAUGCCCUGGGGGUGACCAUUUGUGUCGCUAUCCAGGAGCGUCCCAUUUGUGAUGCGACUCGAUUGUUUUUUCUGGCACUGACGCUCUACGGCAUCAAUCUGGUGGCCACAUACACCUCCAAGAUGAUAGAGACCUUCCAGUUUCCUGGCUAUUUACAUCAGCUGGACGAGCUGCAGGAAGUGGUUGCAGCGGGAAUUCCCUUUGGCGGUGAGGAGGAGAGUCGAGAUUGGUUCGAAAACGAUGAUGAUAUGUGGAUAUUCAAGGCAUACAACAGCUCCUUGGCCUUCAGGCCUCGAACCGACAAUCUACAAGAUGUGGAGCGGGGAUUGCGCUGCAUUCUGAGUAGUCGCAUGUACGUAAUGCAGAAUAAAUAUGCGGAUGACAUAUUCGCAUUUCCCCAGAACGUUUUCAGCAGUCCCAUGCAGCUGAUUAUGAAGGCGGGUUUCCCCUUCAUGUACGAGAUGAACACGAUCAUCAGAUAUAUGCGAGACGUGGGCAUCAUUCAGAAGAUCGACUCGGACUUUCGAUUCAACAACACGUAUCUCAAUCGCAUUGCCAAAAUGCGACCCAAUUUUGCACCCACUGCCAUUGUGCUGACCACGGAGCAUAUGAAGGGUCCAUUUGGCAUCCUUAUUCUAGGUAUUUUCAGCGCUUCUCUGGCAUUUCUCGCCGAGCUUUUCUCCGCCCAUCGGAGCUGCCGCAGGCGACAAAAACGCAGGUCGCAUCGACGUGGCAAGUGGCGCAGGGAGCGGAGGCAAGUUCACAAGACAAUGGCUCCUGUUGUGCGCUUUACACCCGUCAAGAGACGCAAAGUCCUGUAA
Messenger RNA from Drosophila innubila, 2070 nucleotides. RefSeq lists its product as uncharacterized. The record is from RefSeq and is a predicted model, not a curated record. The transcript has 2 exons. Bases 1 to 2070 code for a protein of 689 amino acids. NCBI's taxonomy places the organism in Eukaryota, Metazoa, Arthropoda, Insecta, Diptera, Drosophilidae.